UUAUUAACUUUUUUAGGAUUAACAAGUGAACAAUUAGAAAGUAAUACCAGUUAUACAAAUUCCAAUGUAAGACAAAGGCGACAAAGUAGUUUUAAAUGUACGCUUCCCCCACAAUUACACAAUGGAAGAUGGUUAAUAGCUGAAGCAGACGUUAAACCAGGUGACCAGGUAAUGGUGAAUUCGGUUUUAAGAUUAGACUGCCACGAAGGUUACCAGUUAUACCCCAAUACUCCGUUUAUUGUAUGUGAUACGAACUGGGAAGAGAUAGAUAUUCCAACUUGUAAAAAAAAAUGUCCUCCGUUUUAUACAACAAUAACUACACACUUAGUGUGCAAAGAUAAAGAUGAGAAUACGGUCGCUUGUGAUAAAGCUAUUGAUGGUACAUACUUAACUUACGAGUGUGCUGCUUAUUAUGAAAUUCCACCGGGGGGUCGAAAUGUUCUUUAUUGUAAUAAUGGUGUCUGGGACUUUCCAAAACCUAUAUGUCAACCAAAGUGUGGAAAAAAGUUUAGUAAGGAAACAAUAGCACUUACUUGGGGUGGAAAUGAUGUUAAGGAUUUUGAGUAUCCGUGGGUUAUAGCUUUGUAUAAGAACGAAGGAGGACGGUACCGAAAUAUAUGUGGGGUACGUUAAUCAGCCGAAGAGUUGUUGUAACUGCUGCUCAUUGUGUCACUGAUAACUAUGGUAACGCUCUUGGCAGAGAAAACUUUCAGGUUGCUGCUGGUAAAUAUUACAAUGCCUUUGAUGAUCAAAGAGAUACGAAAGCUCAAUAUAGAAAGAUAUCACAGGUAAUUGUUCAUAAAGGAUACAGAGGAGUCAGUCAGAGAUAUAUUGCUGAUUUAGCCUUACUAAUUACCCAAGAAUUGUUUAAACUAGACCCAGUGGUUCAGCCAAUAUGUACUGAUAAUGUCAAUAAUAUGUUUCUUACAAAUUAUCAAAUGGGAGAGGUAGCUGGUUGGGGUCUUACCGAAAACGAAAAACCGUCUGAUCGGCUUAGAGUAAUUAGAAUACCAUACAAAGAAGGUGGUACAUGUGCUAGAGAGCUACCAGAAAGCUGGGAACAACAGUAUAACUUUUUAGACAAAAUUUGUGCUGGUCGUCAGAAUGAAAGUAUUGCGGUCUGUCAAGGAGACAGCGGGAGUGGUCUUAUAUUUCAAAACCGAGAAGACAAUAGGUACUAUAUACACGGAAUAGUAAGCAUAGCUCCUAAUCUAUAUACUGCUAGCUGUAACAAACAAACAAAUGCUCUAUACACUAGCGUGGUAUUCUACUACGCUUUUAUAAAAAGGGAAAUGAACAAAAAUCAUUUAGAAGAUUGCAAACUUCCAGCAUAUCCCAAAAAUGGAAAAUGGUAUAUUGAAACCGAUGCACAGAAGAAGCCAGGUGAUAUCGUAACGUCCAAUACUAUUUUACAGUUUUCGUGUAAUAGGAGAUAUAUAUUGUCUACUGUAUCGCAAUAUUAUGACUGUGAAAGUUCCUAUAAUUCUCCUACCUGUCUUUUGCUAUGUCCUAAGGUGUCGUUGCCCAGUGGGACAGAGAUAGUCUGCAAAAACUCGAACGAUCAACCCAUACAAUGUGCAGAUGUUGCUGAUGGUGGGAGUAUAACAUUUACGUGUCCAAGUGGCUUUGUGACAGACCGAGGAACAGCAUCUAGUACGAGAUAUUGUCUAAAUGGAGUAUUUAGCAGUUCCCCACCUUCGUGUGUACUUAAGACAUUAUAUAAACCGAAAGUAAAAGUACCAGUUACACCUCCACCACAGCCAAGUAACGGGGGAAUCGGUAGCGAUGGAAUUAAAAUAGUGUGCAUCUACCCCAGUUGGAGAGCAUAUCAAGGAGCAUAUCCGGAAAGUUUUGAACCUUCAUUGUGCACCCAUUUAAUCUAUCAGUUUAUUGGUCUUUCUGAAAACGGAGAGUUGCGAAUAGAAGAUGAAUCGUUGGACCUUAAAGAUAAAGGGAUAGGUUUGUUUAAAAUGACAACUGAGUUAAAAAAGAGGAAUAAAGAUUUAAAAGUAUUACUUAGCGUUGGUGGUACCGCAGCGACGAACUCAUCACUUUUUAGGGAACUUUCUAAAAAUGAUGACAAAAUAAAAGCUUUCUUGUCAAGUGCGGCCAAAAUAAUACAAACCUAUCAUUUUGACGGCUUAGAUAUAUUUUGGUUCUACCCAGAAGAGCAAGAUAAGGAGGGAUAUACUCAUCUGCUAGAGAAAGUAAAGAAUAAUUUUAAGAAACAAGGAUGGCUAUUAUGUGUGACCGUACGACCUGGAUUGGAAGAUGCUGGAUACGAUCCCAAGAAAAUGGAUGGGAUAGUGGACUGGGUGAAUCUCAAAACCUACGAUUUUUACGGAAGCUGGAGCUCUUCCACUGCCAAUCAUAACUCUCUUUAUUCUUCCUCAAAAGAGUAUAACUGGGAGAAAGAGCAUUCUAACAUAGCAGCAGCUGCUAAAAACUGGCUCAAUGCAGGUCUAUCCAAAAAGAAGAUGAUUUUAGGUGUUGCAUUCUACGGAGUGAGUUUUGAGUUGAAAGAUAGCAAUGAAACUGGUAUACAUGCUCCGGUGAUAAAAGGAUCUGCUCUUGGGGAACUUAGAUACUACGAGAUUUGCUCACAAUCCGAUAACUUUACAAAAGUAUGGGAUGACGAAACCAAAACACCAUAUUUGUACAAUGAUACAUACUGGAUUGGUUAUAAUGACCCUACCGCUGUUUGGAUAAAGGGAGACUACAUAAAGAAAAAUCAGUUUGGUGGCGCUAUUAUUUAUUCAAUAGAUGCCGAUGAUAAUAAUAAUUUGUGUGGGGAAAAAUAUGUCCUACUAAAGCAUUUACAUGGUGGCAUGGGACAUAAUUUAACGUGGUUAAAAGAUAAUUAA
Molecule: messenger RNA, 2864 nt
Organism: Diabrotica balteata
Lineage: Eukaryota; Metazoa; Arthropoda; Insecta; Coleoptera; Chrysomelidae
Source: the annotation of a GenBank genome assembly